This is a messenger RNA of Scylla paramamosain (green mud crab), 2268 nucleotides long. Its product is annotated as nascent polypeptide-associated complex subunit alpha, muscle-specific form-like. NCBI's taxonomy places the organism in Eukaryota, Metazoa, Arthropoda, Malacostraca, Decapoda, Portunidae. Gene Ontology annotation, biological process: regulation of transcription by RNA polymerase II; cell differentiation. The transcript has 3 exons. Gene Ontology annotation, molecular function: DNA-binding transcription factor activity, RNA polymerase II-specific; RNA polymerase II cis-regulatory region sequence-specific DNA binding. The record is from RefSeq and is a predicted model, not a curated record. Gene Ontology annotation, cellular component: nucleus. Bases 1 to 1818 code for a protein of 605 amino acids.
AUGUUUACAAUAGACAACAUCCUGUCACGACCCGCGACGAAGCCCGUCAAUCCCACCGCCGCGGUGACACUUCCCGGUCCCUGCAACGCCGCGCCUUUCCGCGCUCCGCCUCCGCCGUCUGCACCUUUACCGCCACCACCGCCUACCCGCACACCUCCAGAUCCUCCUGAAUCCUCCAGACAGUCGCCAAUAAUCUCCCUUUCCUCUUCACUUUCCUCCACGCCCAGAGUUUCUGGCCCACAGCAUCAGGACAGCCUCCUCACAACCCCCCAUGCACACGAGGGCCUCGGCACUCCCGCCACAUCCUCUAAUCUCCUGGUAGAAAGAACAGGAGUCCCGUUUUCCUUGGCUCACUCUUUUGCUGGAGUGCUGGGCGGCUCGCCUCACGCUGUGCCCGACUCCUCCCUGGUCUCCCUGCAUUCCCCGCCAUACUCCGCCUCACUGUACCAGUCCACCGAUCCCUCAGGAUAUUCGUCUUGCUCUCAGCUCAGGUUGUGGAGCAACACUGAGGCGUGUGCAGCGCUCAGCGCAAACCCUCGGAAUGCGUGCGGGUUCCCUACAGACUGCAAUAAAGACAAAAUCUUUAAGGCGAGUCCAAGAUGGAUACCUUUUCCCUCAGCCUCCGACGACCUGCCUUCUAGCUGCCAGGAUCUGCCCGGCGCUGCAGUGCCGGAUAUUACAGACUGUAAGUCUGACUCUGUGUUUGUGAGCCCGCGAUAUGGAAGACUGCCCUUCGCCCUUCCUCUCUCACCCUCUCACAGCGCUGGCCUGCACAGCGACCCUCACCUGCACGUUCUUGGAGACAGCAACGGCCAUCCAGACACCAGUUUUGUCCCCUACCAGACUGUCUGUGCGAGGAGCGUCUACUCUCCUUGUUGUCAUGGACACAAGAAACUGCCUCCUGUCAUCACCACUCCCUCAAUCCGACCAUCGGCCACUUUUCCAGCAAGUGUGUCCUCAGGCAGCGGUCUCCUACUCUACCCUGCCCUCGCCACGGCCAGGGGCGCCGCCACCAGCCGCUUUGUGCCUCCACCCUCCUUUCCACCUCACCAGUCCGGGCCGGCACUGGUGCCUGUCCUGUCUCAGCACCUCAAGAGGCUCGCAGCGCCCUACGACUACUCAAGCACAGGCACCCUGGACAAGUGCGAGGUGAAGGAAGACAAGACGAGGGACACCAACCUCGCAGGUCGUCAGGUCAACGCGGGGAGCGCAGAGCAGCUGCUACCUCGCGCCACCAGCCUCGCCAUUCACCUGCCAACUGGUCUGGUGCAGCUCGCGGGGACCGGGCGUAAUCGGCGCCGUGGGGGGCAGGUAAGGUUCACGGUGCAGCAAACCCGCCAGCUGGAGAGAUGGUUCUCGCGGCACAAGUACAUCACACCGGCUCAGAGGAAGACCAUCGCCAGGGAACUGAGCCUACACGAGAAGCAGGUGAUGACGUGGUUCCAGAACAAGCGAGCCAAGUCCAAGAAGAGAACGGCGGCGUGUGAGGCGACGGCAACUCCUCCCACCCACACCUACACCAACACCAUCGCCCCCGCGACACCGCCCACGCCCCCAACGACCUCCACGGCUCCCACAACCACUUCCUGCACAUCUCCACCACCACCACCACCACCACCCCCACUAGCACCAUACUACCACACCAUCACAUCACCACAUCACGGUACUUCUUCCUACACCGUCCAGCACCCCUCACCACCACACCACCUCACCACUGCCUGCACGUCAAGCUAUGCUGCACCUCUGCCACGCGCCACACGACCACACACCACCCUUACUGGACCACCGCCACCACCACAGACACAGGCGUCACGUUAGAAUGAAGUGGAGUUUCAAAAAAUACAUUAGAAUGAAAUGAAUAUUCCAAAAAUACGAUAAAGUGAAGUGAAAGUUUCAAAUUAAGUUAGAAUGAAGAUUGAAAAAAAAUACUUUUGAAUGAAUACUUUGUAAUGAAGUGGAGGUUCAAAAAUACGUUAGAAUUAAGUGGAGAUUAAAAAAGAUACGAUAGUGUGAAGUGGUUCCAACUUAAGUUAUGAUGAAGUAAGGAUUAAAAAAUACGUUAGAAUGAAACAAAAGAUUUAAAAAAUACGACAGGAUGAAGUGGAGGUUAAAAAAUAAGUAGUAAUGUCUCCACCUGUCUGAGUGUAAGCCGUCACCAUGGCAACACUCGGGAGCAAUGCUGUAAUAAUGACUUCAGGCAAAAUAAUGAUGUGUAAACGUCAAAAAUAAUGAAAUGCAAAAUUGAUGUUUUUUUUUUAUGUGAGGGAA